This is a messenger RNA of Penicillium canescens, 1563 nucleotides long. RefSeq lists its product as uncharacterized. Gene Ontology annotation, cellular component: plasma membrane. Gene Ontology annotation, molecular function: allantoate transmembrane transporter activity; dipeptide transmembrane transporter activity. The record is from RefSeq and is a predicted model, not a curated record. NCBI's taxonomy places the organism in Eukaryota, Fungi, Ascomycota, Eurotiomycetes, Eurotiales, Aspergillaceae. The transcript has 11 exons. The coding region runs from base 1 to 1563 and encodes 520 amino acids. Gene Ontology annotation, biological process: tripeptide transport; allantoate transport; dipeptide transport.
AUGGAUAGCGCGUCCAAGCCGGUGACCACUAUGCACAACAAGUCAACUGAAGAGGUGGUCGAUUGCGUUUAUGUUACUGGAGGUGACCGCAAGCCCAUCGCCGACGUUGACGAUGCCGAGAAACAUACUGAAGACCUGGGCUCCCCUCCAUUCGACUUGGUGUACAGCUCCAACGAGAGUGCGCGGGUCCGAUGGAAGCUCGAUCUAAUCCUCCUUCCUUUGAUGGCAUGCACGUAUAUACUCAACUAUAUGGACAAGGUUGCCUUAUCCGAAGCCUCCAUAUUCGGCAUCAACAAAGACCUGAAUCUCGUUGGGCAGCAAUAUAGCUGGUCAUCCUCCAUCUUCUUUCUAGGAUAUCUGGUCUGGCAGUAUCCUAGCUCACUCUUAAUGCAGAAGCUUCCCAUAGGACGAUACUUUGGUGUCAUGAUAUUUCUCUGGGGUCUCGCUGCAACCACAACGGCAUUCACGAAAGGGUUUGCGACGCUUUGUGUCAACCGUGUCUUCCUUGGAGUCUUCGAAUCAUGCAUGUCACCUAUUCUGACAAUUCUCAUUUCUCAAUACUGGAGCCGAGAAGAGCAACCGCUUCGAACGUCCUUGUGGUGGUCGUCCAGUGCUGUCGGUGCCUUCAUCGCGGAUGCCAUCACCUACGGAGUUUCAGGAAAAGAACAUUCGGUUUCCAAAUACGCAAUCUGGCAGAUUAUUUAUCUCGUCUUUGGGCCAUUGACUCUAUUUUGGGGAGUUAUCAUCUUUUUUGCCGUGCCAUCGUCGCCUAUGACAGCGUGGUUCCUCAACAAGAGGGAAAGAAAGAUCGCCACAGCCCAAGCCAUGAAAAAUCAUACCAGCAUCAUAAACACCGACUACAAAUGGUGCCAGGUCCGAGAAUGCUUGAUUGAUCCCCAGCCGUGGAUAUUAGCCAUACAUGCCUUCCUUCAAUCCUUGCAGGGAGGAGGUCUAACAGCGUUCUCCAAAAUUGUUUUAACGGAGACUCUUGGCUACUCCAGCCGCCAGGCUACUUUAAUGGGCAUGCCAUCUAACGCCAUCCACUUUUUUUCGGUGGUCCUUGCUGGCUGCUUCUGUAGCCGUUUCAAGAAUACCAGGUGCUACGUCAUGAUCGCCACGAACAUUAUCGUCUUGAUUGGCGCGGUGUUGGUGGGCAACCUUCCGGAAUCUAACCACAGCAGUCGACUUGCGUCUUUCUACAUCAUCUAUGUCAACACGGUCCCAUUCGGCCUGGGCAUGAGCAUACUUUCCUCUAAUGUUGCAGGCUUUACCAAAAAGUCCACCGCAAGUGUCAUGAUGUUUCUGGGGUAUUGCCUCGGUCAAUUUACUGGACCCCAGUUCUUCAUCAGCACCGAGGCCCCGCAGUUCCAGAGGGCUUUUAGAGCCUUUUAUUCCUCCGUAUCCGUGAUGAUUACCUUGGAGAUUGUACUGAUCAUCUAUGUCAAGUAUCAAAACUGUCGUCGGGACCGACUUCAGGCAGAGGACAACCGCAGUGUGCAUACUGCCGAGGAUGAUUUGGACUUGACUGAUUGCCAGCAACCCUCGUUCAGGUAUAUUUGGUAA